Messenger RNA from Aphis gossypii (cotton aphid), 1857 nucleotides. RefSeq lists its product as uncharacterized. Bases 1 to 1857 code for a protein of 618 amino acids. NCBI's taxonomy places the organism in Eukaryota, Metazoa, Arthropoda, Insecta, Hemiptera, Aphididae. Gene Ontology annotation, molecular function: protein dimerization activity. The record is from RefSeq and is a predicted model, not a curated record. The transcript is spliced from 3 exons.
AUGACUAGUAAACCAAAUGAUGAAGUUUUUCAAAAUUUAGAAGAUCCUGGUGAAUGGCCUAGUAAUUUAAGCGUUAGAGAAAGAGAUAUAAUUAUCGAAAAAGGCCCAAUUGAAAUAACCAAUCACGAUUUUCCAAUAAAAUCUAGUGAUAAUGUAGCAAAGAGAAAAUUCACAGUUGAACAUUAUAAUAGAAUUUUAUCUAAUGGCGAAAAAGUUAAACGUAGAUGGUUAAUUUAUUCAAAGAAAAAAGAUGUUGUCUAUUGUUUUUGCUGUAAACUUUUUGGAAAUUCAUGUGGUAGUGGUUUGGCAGAUUAUGGGCUGGACGAUUGGAAACACAUUUCAGAGAGAAUAAAAAGUCAUGAAAAUUCUCAGAAUCAUUUACUAAAUACUGAAAAAUGGAUUAGUUGUGAAAUAAGAAUGAAGAAAAACAUAACAAUUAAUAAACAAAAUUUAGUAUUAAUUAGAAAGGAAACUGAACAUUGGAGGGCAGUUUUGACUCGUAUUCUUCAUAUUGUACAUUAUUUAUCAGAACGAAAUCUUGCUUUUCGUGAAAUCCAUUCAUCGACUGGAGAAAAUAUUAGUUUGACUAUUCUUUCAGAAUUAGAUAAAAUUGGCUUAGAUAUAAAAGAUUGUAGAGGGCAGGGAUACGAUAACGGUGCUAACAUGAAGGGCAAGUAUAAAGGAGUACAAGCCAAAAUUCUUCAAAAAAAUCCAAAAGCAUUUUUCACUCCAUGUGCUUGUCACAGUCUAAAUCUGCUAUUAGGAGAUAUGGCAAAAUGUUCUCCUAUUAGGUGGUCUAUUUUAAUAAAAAAUAUUCCUAAUUGCACAGUAAAACGAUUAUCAGAAACUAGAUGGGAAAGCAGAAUUGAGAGCGUAAAACCUAUAAGAUAUCAUACUGCCUUAAUUAGAGAUUCUCUUUUAGAAAUAGCUGAAACUACAAAUGAUUCUACUAUAAAAAGUGAAGCUGAAUCACUUGCGUUAAAUGAAUUGGAAAAUUUUGAAUUUAUUGUGAGCGUAGUGAUAUGGUAUGACCUUCUUCUUUCAGUUAAUAGUGUUAGCAAAAUAUUACAGUCAAGUGAUAUGAACUUGGAUGUCGCAGUUAACGGUUUAAAAGGUCUACUAAAGUUUUUGAAAAAUUAUAGAGAUACUGGAUUUACUUCCGCAAUAGUUGAUGCAAAAGAGAUUGCAACUAUUUUAAAAAUUAAUCCUGUGUUUAAAGAGACAAGGAUUCGAAAAAUAAAACGAUUAUUUACCUAUGAACAAGAUGAUGAACCAAUCAACUUGAAUAAGACACCAGAAGAAAAAUUUAAAAUUGAAUAUUUUUAUCAAAUUGUAGAUACUGCUAUACAAUCUAUGGAGUUACGUUUUCAACAAUUUGAGGAGUAUUCUAAUAUGUUUGGGUUCUUAUAUUCUCCUGAAAAAUUACGUAAUAUAAGUGAAAAUGACUUAAUGAAAUGCUGUUUUGAUUUGGAUAUUUCUCUGAGGGAUGGUGAUAAACACGAUAUUGAUGGCGCAGAACUUUUUUCUGAAUUAAAAAUUCUCAGACAAAUGAUACCUGAAGAAAUUAAUAAGUCUAUCGAAGUAUUACAGUUUAUAAAAGAUCUUCAGAAUCCAUUUCCUAAUGCUACUGUAUCAUAUAGAAUAUUACUAACUAUACCAAUAACUGUAGCCAGUGCAGAAAGAUCUUUUUCUAAGUUAAAACUCAUAAAAUCAUAUUUAAGGACAUCAAUGACUCAAGAAAGGCUAACUUCACUUGCAAUAUUAUCUAAUGAAGAAGACAUAGCUUCAAACUUGGACUACAAUGAAAUAAUAAAUGAAUUUGCGAGAAAUAAAGCAAGGAAAGUAAACUUUGUAUAA